UUAUUCGGCGUCUCUGUGCGUCCUCCCCCCGGCGGGCUGCUGGACCUCUUAAACGGGCUGUAGAUUCGCCAAAAGGGUUAAUGGAAGAGCGUGACAGUGGCUUUUUGCGCAGCUCACGAUGAAGAGGGGAAAAGAAAAAACGUGCUCGACGUCUUUGCGUCAUGUGGUGACGUAUGCGGAAGUGCCGCCACGUCGUCAGUAGGAAACAGGAAGCUUCUGAAUGAGUCCUGAGACAAGCAGCAAAAACAGACGACACGAUGUCUCAGUUCCAGGAGGUGCUAAAGCAGUCCGGUCUGCAUCCUAAACCAGCAGGUCUGGUUUUACAGUACGGCACCGCAGGCUUCAGGACCAACGCCAAACAUCUGGACCACAUCAUGUUCAGGAUGGGUCUGCUGGCAACACUGCGCUCCAAGAAGACCACAGCGACCAUCGGAGUCAUGGUGACGGCGUCGCACAACCCCGAGGAGGAUAACGGCGUGAAGCUGGUCGACCCGAUGGGGGAGAUGGUGACGCCUACGUGGGAGGGAUACGCCACCCAGCUGGCCAACGCUGAGCAGGAAGAUCUGCUCGCAGCUCUGAAGGAUGUCAUAGAGAAGGAGGCCAUAGACAUGAGCCAGGAGGCCAACGUGUUUGUGGGAAAAGACACCAGGAGCAGCAGCGCCAGUCUGUCACAAGCAGUAAUGGAUGGAGUUUCUGCUCUCGGUGGUCACAGCAAAGACUAUGGUUUGGUUACCACCCCACAGCUCCACUACAUGGUCUGCUGUCAGAACACCAAGGGCAAAUAUGGAGACGCCACAGUGGAGGGAUACUACAGCAAACUGUGCCAAGCUUUCAUUCAGCUCACCAAGAGUGCGUCGAACCGCACCGACGACCAGAAGCACCUGAGCGUGGACGGCGCUAACGGCAUCGGGGCCCUGAAGGUUCGUGAGAUGGAGGCUCACCUGAAGAAGGAGCUGCAGAUUUCCCUCUUCAACGACGGCAGCAAAGGAAAGUUGAACCACCAGUGUGGAGCCGACUUCGUCAAAGUGCAGCAAAAAGCUCCAACAGGCGUUGAGAUGAGCCCAGGAGAACGCUGCUGCUCCUUCGACGGCGAUGCUGAUCGGAUAGUUUAUUACUUCACCGACUCCGAGGGACAGUUUCACCUGCUGGACGGAGACAAGAUAGCGACGCUCAUCAGCACUUUCCUCAAAGAGCUGCUCACACAGGCUGGCCUAGACUUGAAAAUGGGAGCGGUGCAAACGGCUUACGCUAACGGAAGCUCGACACGCUACCUGGAGGACACGAUGAAGGUUACCGUGAGGUGCACGAAGACUGGAGUGAAGCAUCUUCAUCACGCAGCUCAGGAGUUUGAUAUCGGCGUUUACUUCGAGGCUAACGGACACGGAACUGUGUUGUUCAGUAAAGCAGCUGAGGAGAAAAUCCAGCGUCUCGCCGAGGACGCCAACAUCAACGACGAGAGGAAACGAGCAGCUCGGCUGCUGCAGAACACCGUCAACGUUAUCAACCAGACGGUCGGUGACGCCAUCUCUGACAUGCUGCUGAUCGAGGCCAUAUUAGCCAUCAAAGGGAUGACGGUUCAGCAGUGGGACUCCAUCUACAGCGACCUGCCCAACAGGCAGCUCAAAGUCAAGGUGGCAGACCGCCGGGUGAUCGACACAACGGAUGCAGAGAGACGAGCGGUGAGUCCGGCAGGGCUGCAGGACGCCAUCGACUCCUUGGUGAAGAAAUACAGAAAAGCUCGGUCUUUUGUGAGGCCGUCUGGCACCGAGGACGUGGUCAGAGUUUACGCUGAGGCAGAGACGCAGGAGAGUGCAGAUGAUCUGGCUCAUGACGUCAGCCUGGCGGUUUAUCGACUCGCCGGUGGAGUCGGUGGUGAACCCAAACAGCAACUUUAGACGCACAAACUCAUGAUAGUAACCAAACAAUCUGUGCUUUUUGAGGACAAUCCCUGCUCAUUCUCUCAAGCUGGGAGGUACCAAGAUACUGUAUAAUGUCAACUGCACUAAAUGAUUCACUCCGGCUCUUUUCUCUGGGACUAUGAUUACAAUCUGGGACGCAAUGAAGGGACACUGUUGUAUGUGAUAUAAAUACUGUAAGCUAAUGUAUUGAUUGAUACGAGGUACUGAUGAGGGAUUCAAUUCACUUUGUGUUAUACUGUAGCUUCCUACUAAAUCAAACCUCUUUCAACAGUUACUGCAAGUAACUGCUUUUGCCUGACAGACAAAAUGACAAAAACAAGACACAAAACGGCACAAAUGAGACGUAAAAUGACAAAAACAAGACACAAAACGACACAAAUGAGACGUAAAAUGACAAAAACAAGACACAAAACGACACAAAUGAGACGUAAAACGACACAAACAAGACACAAAACGACACAAAUGAGACGUAAAAUGACAAAAACAAGACACAAAUGAGACGUAAAAUGACACAAACAAGACAUAAAAUGACACAAAUAAGGCAAAAUGACAAAGCAAGACACAAAACGACACAAAUGAGACGUAAAACGAAAAAAACAAGACAUAAAACGACACAAAUGAGACGUAAAAUGACAAACAAGACACAAAACGACACAAACGAGAUGUAAAAAAAACAAAAACGACAUAAAAUAACACGAAACAAAAAACGAGACAUAGCAUGACAAAACGGCACAAACAAGACACAAAACGAAACAAACGAGAUGUAAAAAAAACAAAAACGACAUAAAAUAACACGAAACAAAAAAACGAGACAUAGCAUGACAAAACGGCACAAACAAGACACAAAACGAAACAAACGAGAUGUAAAAAAACAAAAACGACAUAAAAUAACACGAAACAAAAAAACGAGACAUAGCAUGACAAAACGGCACAAACAAGACACAAAACGAAACAAACGAGAUGUAAAAAAAACAAAAGACAUAAAAUAACACGAAACAAAAAAACGAGACAUAGCAUGACAAAACGGCACAAACAAGACACAAAACGGCACAAAUGAGACAUAAAAUGACAAAGCGAGACAUAUAACACCAAAAGGAGACUCAAAAUGAAUAUCAAAAUCAAAAGUUUACAUGUCUGUUGAAAAGACUAAAUGAAUAAUGUAAAAGUAAAAAAGUAAAAACCACAACUGCGUUUGCUGUUUGCUGUUUAUUUAGUUGCAUUCGAAACACAUUUUCUGGACACACAAAGGGAUUAAACAAGCAGGAACACAAGUCUCCAUGGAAAAUAGUCCUUUUAAUGGACACAUGAUGUCCGAGUUUUCCUAAAUUCACCUUGUAGGAUUUAAAAGCCUUAACAUUUAAUAAUAGUUUUGGUCCAAAAUGUCCAUCAACAGGCAGGUAAGGUGGAAACGUUAAAAGAAACGUGGCUCUUUUUUUUUUUUUUUUACAUCUAAGUUGAAGGCAUUUUUUGCACAGUGAAUGUAUUCAUUCAAAACAGUGGGCUGCAAUUAAUUAGAAAUUAAUGUUAUUUUAGUUGUUUGAUCUUUAAAAUGUCAGAAAAUGGUGGUAAAUGUGACCCAGUGUUUCCAAAAUCCAAGAUAUUCAAUUUACUGUCACAGAGGAGGGAAAAAAAGCAGAAAAUAUUCACAUUUAAGAAGCUGAAGUCAGAGAAUUUAGACGUUUUCUUUUUUUUUUUAAAUCCUCAAACUGAUUAAUUUAUUGUAUAAAUAGUUGGCGAUUAAUUUAAUAAUUGAUUAAUCGUUGCAGCUUUAGUGUUAAUUGUGCUACAAGAGAGAUAUGAUGUGUGAAGAUGGUUCAGCAAUCAGACAAAAUAAGCUGGAAAGUAUCAGAUUUUGACAGCAUCGUGUGUUACUAAUGCGUAGUUUUCAUGUUGUUUAAUUUCCCAUGUGGUCCUGUUGGGGUAGUGAUUAUUUUCCAGUCAUAUUUUUAAUUUUUCAUGCACUUUGCCCACCUAGAUGUGUUGUAAGUUGCUCUUUUUGACCCACAUUUGCGCUGCUGCUGCUGCACAAAAACCUCCUCUACUGUGAGUGAUAGCACCGCGUUAGCAUAGCUUAGCUUAAUAUUUUAUGUCUGCAGUAAUCCAGAGCUGCACAGUAAAGGUUUUAUUCUUCAUCGGCGGCGGCUCCAGAAAUGGUGAAUGUUCGUUCCUGGGUGUCGCUCUCAUACCUGUCGUCGUCUGUCUUAACUGUUCUGGGAGAGAGUGGAGGAAAAACGAGAAGGAGAAACAUUAUUGUGCUGUUUUAGAAGCGAUUUAACUGGAUCUGCUGUUAAUAUAAUGCAUCAAAAACAGCCUAAUCUCACACAUGAUCCAUGAUAAAGACAAUAAAUGUAGAAAUACAUGGCAGAAAUAGCCAACUGAGCUUCACACUGGAAAAAAUGCUCCUCUCAAAACAAGAAAAAAAAAACUUAUAUCAAGGAACUUCUACCUUGAAAUAAGUGAAAAAAUCUGCCAGUAGAACAAGUGAAAAAUGGCUCGGUAAGAUUUCUUGAAAUAAAAGAUGAUAUUUAGAAUAUUGAGAUCUUAAAAUUAGCUGGAAAACUUAUUUUAUACUUUAUUUCACCAGGAUUGUCACGUUCAGGUGUCUUAAUCCUCCUCUUGUUCUCAUUUACGGCACCAAAAAAUAUUGUUUCCUUGUCUGAAAAAAAUCCAAAAACUCAGCAAAAAAUUCCCCAAAUUUAUAAAAAAAACUUUGCAAAAUCUUCAGGAAGAAAAUUCCUUAGAAGUUUCCCUCAAAAGUUUUUUUUUUUUAAAAAAUCUCAAAUUUGGCAAGAAAUAAAAAUAAAAAAACAAAAAAAAAUUAAAUAUUUUCAAAAAAAUGAAGAAAAUCUUCCAAAAAAAAAUCCUAAAAAUAUCUAAAGUGAGUCCAUAUAUAUCAGUAAAACUUCUAAUAUUUUCUUUCAGAACAUUCAGAAAAAAAUCAACCAAAAUCCAGCGAAAUUCGCUGGAUUUUGGUUGAUUUUUUCUGAAUGUUCUGAAAGAAACAUUGUUUUUAACAUUUCUUUUUUUCCAUUAAAAAUGUUCAAAAAUUUUUCCAAAAAAAAUUUGAAAAUGUUGAAGUUUUCACUGUGAAAUAUACAUUUUUUCCCCACAUUUUUAAACUUUAAAACACAUCAAUUUCACCUGCAGGACGACACGAGGGUUAAAACAAGAUGAUUUCAAGAUUGUUUGACUUAAGAUAUGUCAGAUGCAUCGUCUUAUAACAAGUCCCUCCAUCUGAAACGUCACUUGUUUGUUUUCUUUCGUGAAUUUAUCUCAAAUCAAGUGUGAUGAGACAUUUUGACUAAAAAUAAGACAAACAGACUUGGUGAGAUUUAGAGUUUUUGCAGUGCAGAAAUGUUUUCAGGGAUGUUUGUGUCUCAUUAAGAGUAGAUUGACUCUUUUCUUUUAGAUUGCAGGUUGUAUAAAUCAUAUAUUGUGUAAAAACUCCACCAUCUACCUGAUUUGGAGCGUCUUCCUCUCGGUUUUCUCCGUCGCCUGCGUCUCUACGUCAGUCUGAGCGUCUGAUGAAGCCGUUGACACUUGACCUGGAGGCUUCUCCACAGAGUUUAGGAGAUCACGUGGACCUGGAUCCAUCUUUGGAUCUGAGGAAUCUGAAGCUGAAAGCAGAGCUGAGGUAGAGGCUGAGGCUGAGGUGACGCUGGAGGUCAGACGCAGACCUCCAUCCAGAGGAAGCUGAUGGACCAGGCUGCUCAGACGGCUGUCUUCUCCUUCAAUCAGCUUCCUGAUGAACACAGAAAAACCACAAAUGUUCCAUCUGUUUGAUCUAAAGUCCUGCUCCUGAAGCUGCUCUGCUCACCUGUAGGUGAUGAUCUCGAUCUCCAGGGACAUCUUGAGGUUCAGCAGGUCCUGGUAUUCUUUCAGCAGCAGAGCGAUCUUCUCCUUGGUGACCUUCAGGUCCAGCUUUAUCGCCUCCACUCGCUCCUGUUAGGACGGUUUGAUUCAGAGCAGGUUUGGGUCAUGGUGUGAGGAGAAAACUUCUAAAUAGUCAGAAGAUAUCGGAGCUACCUGAAUGUCCUCCUCCUCCUUCUUGUUCUUCAGCACGACGUCACGGAUCUGAGCCUCCAAAUACUCGUUCCUGGUCUUCAGACUGUCAAGUUCACGCUCUUUGCUGAGGAUCUAAACAUGUAGAAGAAAGUAUUUAUACACACUGUGAAUAAACAUCCAUGUUUAUA
Messenger RNA from Acanthochromis polyacanthus (spiny chromis), 6112 nucleotides. It is a transcript of the gene pgm3, whose product is annotated as phosphoglucomutase 3. NCBI's taxonomy places the organism in Eukaryota, Metazoa, Chordata, Actinopteri, Pomacentridae. Gene Ontology annotation, molecular function: magnesium ion binding; phosphoacetylglucosamine mutase activity. Gene Ontology annotation, biological process: UDP-N-acetylglucosamine biosynthetic process; hemopoiesis; carbohydrate metabolic process. The record is from RefSeq and is a predicted model, not a curated record.